GCCACUGGUCACCAUACAAGACCGCUCCAUACAAGGUGACAACCAUACCGUUACCAAGUUCUUUCCUCAACUAGAAACAGUUUUAAAGCAGCCUUCACCCAGUCUAUUGGUACAGUGUUAUAAAUCAGCCGUAAGGACAAGUACUAGCCUCAUCGCGCUACUACUUACCAGAUAGUAUAUCGGGUGGCCAUCAAUACACAGCAUCGGGAAACAUCCUCCGACUUCUUCUGGAUGAGAUAAACUAUCUGUUUCAUUAAUUUGAAAUAAUACAUCUUUGUUUUAUAGACGUGGGAAGAUAUUUUUUCUAAGUUUAAAAAAUAUAAAAGGUGAUGUGAUUUUUCUGAGGAAGUGACUCUAGCACUAGAAAUUUACAAGAUAACGUGACAAUAUGCCGAGGUCUUUCCUUGUGCGAAAGUAUCUCAAAAAGCAGCAGCAGCAGCAGCAACUGGAACAAAAGGAGAAGCAAGUGCGAGAGGAACAGGAAGAGCAUAUAGAAAAUCUUGAACUGAAACCUAAUGAAGAUGGACAUCAGCUGUGCCAUGUCGAGGAGCAUGCAGCCGCUGCAGCCGAAACAAAAUAUAAUGAGCUAGCAGAAUCCAGGGCACCCACGCCUCCGCUUGUCGAGGGGGCGGAACUAAAACGGGAACCUAGGCAAGAUUUGGAAAGCCAACAUGAUGUACCAAGAAGUUCGCAUAUAGUCCGAAAACCAAAGACGCUUAAGUUGCAGCCCUUCAGCCACGGGUAUAUGCAUAAAGACCGAAUAGACCCAAGGAUCAGCUACCCAUUCUCUCCAAUGUGUCAUGAACAAAAGCUUUACAACUUCAUGCUUCCGUCUCCGAGUUCAUUGCGCUGUGGUAUGGGAAUGACUGACCCUCUUUCUCCACUUCCGGUUUACUCCUUCCGGCAACACGAACUUGCUUCUCCUGGAUCACCGGUUACCCCAGUCAUCAGUCCAGCGCGGGAACAAGAGCUAGAUUUGUCCAUGAAGGAGGUUCGACGUCAGCAGCAGGAGCUAAUGGGCAAGGAUCGUCUCCAAUCUCCGGGUUUUCCGAACAAUUCAGACAAUUAUCAAGCGAAAAUGAAAGUUGAAACAAAAUGUACCGUGGACAAUGAACAAUAUCCUCCACCAUCUCUUAUGAGGCGAUCUCUCUUACAAGGCGUGGAGCUUGUUAACGGCGGAUAUGGUAUAAAGAACCCACUCCUAGCACACAUGCGCAUGGACGACGGUGCUACGGAAGAGCUAGCCGAACAGACCAAUGACGACAAAUAUAUAUGCAAAGUCUGCAACAAGUCCUUCCAGCUUCAGCGGCUACUCAAUAGGCACCUUAAAUGUCACAGUGAGAUUAAGCGCUACCUGUGCACCUUCUGCGGCAAGGGGUUCAACGAUACCUUUGAUCUCAAGCGACACACACGAACGCAUACAGGUGUCCGACCCUACAAGUGUGACCAGUGCGGCAAGGCCUUCACCCAGCGCUGUUCGCUGGAAUCUCACGGCAGAAAAGUCCAUAAUUCCGAUUACGCUUUUGCUUACAAGGAACGUCGGAGGAAGUUAUACGUGUGUGAAGACUGUGGACAUACGACGAGUGAUCCUGGAGCACAUUACGUGCACCUUAAAAACUUCCACCCCCAAAGUCCAGUCCUGAUGAAGUUCUAUGACAAACGACAGUUUAAAUUCGCGGAGGAGAAUGCCUUAAGUCAAUGCGCAAUACAGUAUUGAUCCAGACUUGUCUCUAACAACGUACACAUCUACCUACAUUGCUCAGCCUUGUCUGAAAAUUAGCAAAACUAUGUAUUAAAAACUAUGCAGUAGUGAAUAUACAUAAAUUCAAGUUUCAUCUGUGGUCAACUUCGAUUCACGUUCUGUUAACGUUUUUAUGAAAUUCGGUAAACAACCGGUACAGGAACUUGUGGAGAAAAGACAUUUCAUUAUGCGGAUGCAAAAAUAGCAUAACACGUGUAUUCUCGUUUUAAGGCGUUUUUAUAAAGACAUUUGCAAUAUACAUAAUUUGUGUUCAAAUGAUAGUUUUAUUACUUGUUAAUAUACUUUAUAUGUUUUUGAUCUCAAAAUGUUUUUAAUUGCUUUAAGUCUAGUAUAUGUUAUUAAGUUUAAUAUGUUUAUGUAUCGCUCUGCUAAUAUCUUCAAGUAAUAUAAUUUCCUGUUACUAACUCUUUGUAUAUAAAACCCAACCAAAGAUUUUAAGAUAUUUCUUAAUGCUGUUGCUAUUAUUUCAAACAAUUAAAUACUAUUUUUGAAUUUUUAUCUUAUUGCGUUCAACAUCAAAAGCGUUUCCACCAAAUUUUUAAUAAACGUUGUAAGCCAGACACUGUCGAUGUUAUCUUGCAUAAAAUGAGUUUAUAAGUUAUGCAUAUGUCAAAUCAUCGACUAUCGCAACGUUUUAUGUUAUUCUCUUCUUUAGGACUUUUAACCAAUAAAAGGUAUCAUUCAUUUUUCCUGAUUCCUAUAUACCGUUUUAUGAAUAAUGAAUUGAAAUCUAGACCGUUACUUCAAAAAUUCCAGUUUAAUUUUACAUUUUUAUAUCUUGCCCAACGCUAUUAUGAAUGUUAUGAAUAUUAUAUGAAUACUAAUGUGCAAUAUUAUAUACAGUUGAGAAUUUUCGAAAAUUUAUUAUAACACUGCAAAUGUUGACAACAAUAGAGAAUAUCAAAACCUUUCAAACCUGUAGCUUCUGAGUCAUGUACCUUAUCGAGAACUGAAGCGGUGGACGUAGCGCUAUGGAAGAAUGAACUGUAUGUACAGCGUAGGUAAUAAAUGCCAUAAUGAUAUAAAAAAAUGAUUUCGUGACAUGCUCAGUUAAUCCUCUUUAAACAGGAGUAUAUCUUUGUGUUACGUUCCAAACAAUCAAACGCGAGACUUGCAGUGUUUAUGGCACUACCCCUUGGAUAGUACAUGGCAAGGCAAGGGACACUAAAUGCAAUAGAAUGAAUACGUUAACAUAUCCCGUAUCUGAUGAAGCUUGUUUCUCUAUCUCCAUUUAAUGUUGAUAUUUAUCCCUUAGUUGUCCUUUUUUAACAAUCUUUGAUACUCUGAAGCCUGUUUAGUCCUCUUGCACUUAUUUGCUAUGCAUUUAAACUUAUUGACAAAACUUGCAACUUGAAUGUCAUUAGGUUUUUUCGACAUCGACAUAUCGAGGUUGCUGUAUCCAUAAACUCAAAAUAAAUGCCACAACAACAGUAAACUGUUUGUACAUAUUAAAUUUGUUUUCUAAAACUGUUUAAACACUUCGAUUGAAAUAAUAUACCGUAAACAAAAUAGGUUUUAGAAUUUGGUAUAUAUUAUAAAUAAAAACGAACAUGUCACUUUUAAUAACAAACAUAAAAAUGGUCGACAGAUCCAUAGAUUAAGGUAUAUGAAGUGGCACUCGUCUGCUUUAUAAUGUUAUGAUAUCCACUUUAAACUUAGUAUUUUGGUGCGAGGCAAGUCGGACUGCAUUUGCUUGUAAUUGGUUUGAA
Mizuhopecten yessoensis (Yesso scallop) is the source of this 3471-nucleotide messenger RNA. Its product is annotated as myoneurin-like. The record is from RefSeq and is a predicted model, not a curated record. The coding region runs from base 389 to 1717 and encodes 442 amino acids. The transcript is spliced from 5 exons. Gene Ontology annotation, biological process: regulation of transcription by RNA polymerase II; epidermal cell differentiation. NCBI's taxonomy places the organism in Eukaryota, Metazoa, Mollusca, Bivalvia, Pectinida, Pectinidae. Gene Ontology annotation, molecular function: RNA polymerase II cis-regulatory region sequence-specific DNA binding; DNA-binding transcription factor activity, RNA polymerase II-specific. Gene Ontology annotation, cellular component: nucleus.